Molecule: messenger RNA, 2690 nt
Organism: Benincasa hispida (wax gourd)
Lineage: Eukaryota; Viridiplantae; Streptophyta; Magnoliopsida; Cucurbitales; Cucurbitaceae
Gene: MAP3KA
Product: mitogen-activated protein kinase kinase kinase 3
Biological process (GO): MAPK cascade; protein phosphorylation
Cellular component (GO): cytoplasm
Molecular function (GO): MAP kinase kinase kinase activity; ATP binding
Source: RefSeq, a predicted model, not a curated record
CUAAAGAAAGAGAGAGGGAGAGAGAUAAAGAAAGAAGAAGAAGGUUCUCACAGGGUGCCACCAACAGCCAACUGGGUACACGGAAAUCAAUUAAAAAAGAAACCUUUUUUCUUUUAUUUUUUUUACAGAUCAACAGAAAGCAACUCUCUUUCUCUUCCUUCCAUUGUUCUCUCUCUCUCUCUAAAGCCCCUUCCCUCUCAUGAAGUUGCCACGUCAUUUCCCCCACUUUAUCCAACCACCGUCUGCCGUCUCUCCUUCCUCCUCUUCCUCCUCCUUCUCCACUUUACUCCAAUCCCUUCUCAUUAUCUCAAUUUCUUUUUCAUCUUCCUUCUUCAACUUUUCUUCCUCUCUUUCACACAUGUCAUCCAUCUUAACACUCCUCUUUCGUCUUCUUUGAGUUUCCUCGAACCCCCCCAAUUUCAAUUCCUCUCUUUCAUUCUUUGAUUGCUCCUCUUUGAUUCUUUCUGGGGUUUUGCUGAUUUGAUUUCCCUUCCCUUCUAUCAUGCCUCUUGGUUGGGUAAAAAAAUUGAGUAGAAACAAGGACCAUCACAAUCAACCCACUUCUUCUCUUAACCUCUUCAAGUCUUCUUCCCCCAAAACUCAACCUAAGAACCCCACCCACAAACCCAAGAGCUUCGAUGAGGUUUCUGCUGUGAUUUUCUCUCGCAAUUCCCCCAGGUGUAGCAGGGAUCUGGGCUCUUCUGGUGGCGCCUCUUCUGGAUUUUCUGGUUUUGACUCCGAUAGUGGAGAUAAGAGUCUUCCUCUUCCUCGACCGGCUACUUCCGGCCUUGGGAUUGAUCAUGGAGCUGGGAAUGGAUCUGGGUCGAGUUCGGUUUCCAGUGUUAGCUCUUCCGGGUCUUCGGAUGAUCAUCCAUCUGCCCAAGAACAGCUUCAAUUUGGAGCUUACAGAGGUUUUGCCGAUAACAGAAUAGAGACAAGGCCAAGAAGUCCAGGUCCAGGAUCAAAAGGACCACCCACCAGUCCUACAUCACCUCUCAACCCACGGUUCUGUGGCAUGAGUCUGGAGUCUCCUACAAGCAAGCUAGAUGACGGGAAGAGUCGAUGCCAUAAGCUACCACUUCCUCCAAGUGCUCCCACCAGCCCUUCUUCCUUGACCAGCACGCGAGCUAUCAAUAUCGGUGAUAACAACACAGCUACACACUCAAAGUGGAAGAAGGGAAGGCUUCUAGGAAGGGGAACAUUUGGGCAUGUUUACCUUGGAUUUAACAGUGUAAGUGGCCAAAUGUGUGCAAUCAAAGAGGUCAGGGUUAUAAGUGAUGACCCAACAUCAAAGGAAUGUCUCAAGCAAUUGAACCAGGAGAUUACUGUGCUCAGUCAGCUGUCGCAUCCGAACAUUGUCCGGUACUAUGGUAGUGAAAUGGGCGAUGAGUCACUCUCAGUCUAUUUAGAAUACAUUUCUGGUGGCUCAAUUCACAAAUUACUUCAAGAAUAUGGCGCCUUCAAAGAACCUGUUAUAAGAAAUUAUACCAGAAAAAUUCUUUCCGGGCUUGCUUAUUUGCAUGGGAGAAAUACAGUGCACAGGGACAUAAAAGGGGCAAAUAUCUUAGUAGAUCCAAAAGGCGAGGUCAAGUUGGUAGACUUUGGCAUGGCAAAACAUAUAACGAAUUGUACUUCGAUGCUUUCCUUCAAAGGUAGUCCUUAUUGGAUGGCCCCUGAGGUUGUGAUGAAUACAAAUGGCUACAGUCUUGCUGUAGACAUUUGGAGUUUGGGGUGUACGGUUCUUGAAAUGGCAACAUCUAAACCGCCUUGGAGCAAAUAUGAAGGGGUGGCUGCCAUUUUCAAAAUUGGGAAUAGUAAAGACGUUCCUGAAAUUCCAGACCAUCUCUCCAAUGAUGCUAAAAGUUUUGUGCAGUUAUGCUUGCAACGGGAUCCGUCUGCACGUCCUUCUGCUGCAGAACUACUGGAUCACCCUUUUGUUCAAGAUGCAGUAACACCAAGGGCUUCUGAUGUUAACUUCUCCUUGGAUGCGUUCCCCUUUAGCUUUGAUGGAAUCCAGAAUCCGCCAUUGUUAGAUCGGCAUCCAAACAGAAAAAGUAUAAGCAUAUGCGAUGGAGAUUAUGUGACAAACCCAACAUUCUCUUCCAGAGCUCCGAGUCCUAGGGGAAAUGGAAGAUUGAUCACAUCCUUGCCUGUCUCUCCAUGUUCUAGCCCAUUACGGUCGUAUGGCCCUGCACACCAGAGCUGUUAUAUUUCACCACCUCACACGUCUUACAUGGGGGUGGGUCAAAGCGGAUACAAUGUGAAUGAAUACGCAUAUAACACGAGACCAAACACAUUGUUCACCCUUGAUCCUUUGCGAGAGUCAUCGCUAUUGAAAGUGCAGACUCAUGUUGGAUCACCAAGAAGACCUCUUUGACUAAACUUUUCAAGAAAAAAGAAGAAAAAUAUCUUCCUCACAUCCCCAGGUGUAAUUUUAUCCAGUGUAUCAGAAAUAUGUAAGCGUUGGGGCUUUCUAAUGGAAAUUCUGGAAGUUUAUUGUGAAGAGAGAUUGAGUUAUUCAUGUAUCAGAAUUUGAAAAAAAAGAGUACUUGAUUGAUGAUGGUGGGAUAAAAUUUUCUAACUAGGGAUGUGAUGUAAUUGCUUAGAGAUAUCUUGUACCUUGUAACAAUAUUUUUUUGGUCCUUGUAAAGGGAAGGUGGUCUGUAUAUGUAAUAAUCAGUUUUAGUUUA